AUGCUAGGAAUUGAAAGAAUUAAAAAGAUUAGCACUAUGGAUAUAAAGGCUGUAGUGAUGAAUGAUGAUGUGUUUGUCACUGGAGGAAGAGAUGGUAAGUUACGAAUACGUCUAAACUCGUGUGAAACUGAUGUUGAACCUAUUGUUUUUGAGGGAGAUCCUGGAUGUGGAUAUAUAAACUGUCUUGCUAUUAGAGGUGAAUGUUUAUUUGCAGGAUGCCAGAAUGGAAGAAUUGCAAUUUACAGUAUGAACUUUGAUGCGUGUACAGAUGGAAAAGGAAGUAUAGAACCUAUUGGAUACAUUGAUGGACAUAGCAUGAAUGUGUGUACUCUUGAUAUUUCUGAUGAACUUUUGAUGUCAGGCUCCUGGGAUUGUACUAUGGCGAUUUGGGAUGUGAGUCAUUGCGAAUAUGCCAAUCCUGAAUGUUUAAUGAGAAUACAGCAUCCUGCGACAGUAUGGAGUGCAAAGUUUGUAAGGAAAAAUAUGUAUAUUACAGGAUGCGCAGACAACCUCUUGAGGAUUUAUGAAGAUGGUGUGUUGGUAAGUACACUUGGAUAUCAUAUGUCCUGUGUUAGAAGUUUAGCUGUUUUUGAUAAAUGUAUUUUUUCAAUUGAUAAUGAAGGAAUAGUAUUGAAGAUAUCGUUGGAUGGUAUUUUGCUAAAGCAUCAGUCUUUGAAUGAGUUCGGAUAUCACUUGAGUCUUUGUGAAGUUGAUGGGAAGCAAAUGGUUGCAUGUUGUGGAGAGAAUGGGAAGAUGAUGUUUUUUGACACAGAUUUGAAGAUGUUGCAGGAUGUUCGUGUUCCUGCUAUAUCUUGCUGGACAAUGUGCAGUAGCAGAAGUAAAGUAUAUGUUGGGUGUAAUGAUGGAAGGAUCUAUACAUACUCUAAGAAUGUAUCAGAUGAUGUAAUAAAGGAAUUGGUAGAGAUAGAACAGGGAAUACGAGUAGUUGGUGAAGACAGAGAGUUUGUUUCGAACGGCCAGAAGUUCAAGACAGUUAGUGGACAAGUGUACCAGGAAGUUGAUGGGGAAUGGGUACUUAUGGGAAGUAUGCAAGGAUCGAAUGAUUAUGAAAAUACGUUUCGGGUUGAACUUGACAACAAAUAUUACACAUUAUCGUUUAACAAUGACGAGAAUACUUAUGAGGUAGCAGAAAGAUUCUUGAGGAAGUACGGACUCAGAGACGAGUUUAAAGACGAGAUUGUUGACUUUAUCAAGAAGAAUUUUGCACCAAAAGGAAAAUUUCGUAUUUAUGACUCGAUCAACAAAAAAGGAAUCAAGACGAUGCUAGACAGGAUCACACAAGAAACAAGACAUGAAUAUCCUUGCAUUAAUAAAUGUAUUGAGAAUGUUUUUCGCAAUGAUAGUGAAGAUCUUGAAAGUGAACUUAAACACUUGAUGAAUGAGGGAUCUAUGUUUAUGGCUCUUGACUUAAUCAGAUACUUUGAGGCACAUGGAUGUGUAUUUGAUAUGUCAUUUUUGUUUAUGCUUGAUCCUAGAGAUAGGAAGGAGGCAGUUACAUUUAUAAGACUUGUAGCCAAUUUGUUUGCUCAUCCUCCAUUUAAUUUGGAAAUGCUGCAUGGCAAAGUCUUGAUGUUAAGAGACAGAAACCUUGUGGAAGAAAACGUGCUAGACGAUUAUUUUACAAAUAGGAGCAUUAAAAACAAGAAGUAG
Molecule: messenger RNA, 1671 nt
Organism: Ordospora colligata OC4
Lineage: Eukaryota; Fungi; Microsporidia; Ordosporidae
Exons: 1
Coding region: 1-1671 (556 amino acids)
Biological process (GO): proteasome-mediated ubiquitin-dependent protein catabolic process; ubiquitin recycling
Cellular component (GO): cytoplasm; nucleus
Molecular function (GO): ubiquitin binding
Source: RefSeq, a predicted model, not a curated record